UCCAGUUUAGCUUGUUGCGCAUCAUCGCAUGCCAUCUACUCUUUGAGAAGUGGUGGGGUCCUUGUGGCAACGAAAAGCGAAGCAAGAUUUUAGAAAAUGCAAAAAGUUUGCUCGGUGCUUAUUUUUUUGCAGUGGGAAUAUGUUUAUGACAGAUGUGCAAGGGAAAAUGAGAGAGUGAGGACAGGGAUGUCGGUGUAUCCAUGGACCCAUACAAAAUGCUCUUGUUCUUCUCUCUCAUGAGGACAAACCUUCGGGAGACGUGACUUACGGCGGUUUUGUGCUGAGAACACUUCCAGUGGGAUCUGGAUUGAUUUUAUUAACAUUUGUUUUAGUGAACAGAUUUAAGUUAGAAUUUGACAUUUUGAGUCUCGAAUGAUAUUUUUUUAUAUUUUUGCUUAUUGGGUUUGAAUUUUAUGCGGACAAUUGUUGUGUUGCUUUAUAACCUACCCACUCGAUGUAGACGUGCGUCGACUUUUAUUCACAAGAAGUGCUAUAGCCCACGGUCAAAGAAGUCAAGGCUUGAAUUCUAACUUCAAAACGGAGGAAUAUUUAUUUGUGAACAACUCGACAUGGGGAUAUUAAUAUUUAUCAUCACUUGUUGCCUUGGCUAAGAACAUUAUGAUGGACUAAAACAAGUAUUUCUUCUGUCAGAUCUGUUGCUGUAACCUACCCCGCCCUGCUUCCCAGGGGCUAACCCUUUCCCCUCUAUUCUGUUUUCCUUACUCCUCGCAGAAUGGCCCGGUUCGGAGACGACGUCCCCGGCUUGUUGGGCUCUGGGGAUGGGGGCUCUGAGCGCAACAGGACCCGGGAGGGACCGGCUCUGUCUACAGGUGGUGGAGUGUCCCCAGCCUUCAAACAGACCAAGGCGCAGAGAGCCCGCACCAUGGCCCUGUACAACCCCAUCCCUGUCAGACAGAACUGUUUCACCGUAAAUAGAUCACUCUUCAUUUUCGGAGAGGACAACAUUGUUCGGAAGUACGCAAAGAAGGUCAUAGAGUGGCCUCCGUUUGAGUACAUGAUCUUAGCCACCAUCAUCGCCAACUGUAUCGUACUGGCUUUGGAGCAGCACCUGCCUGGAGAGGACAAGACUCCCAUGUCCAAGAGACUGGAAAAGACAGAGCCUUACUUCAUUGGGAUGUUCUGCUUUGAAGCUGGGAUUAAGGUUGUGGCGUUGGGAUUUGUAUUCCAUAAAGGAUCCUACUUGAGGAACGGCUGGAACGUCAUGGACUUCAUUGUGGUUCUGAGUGGGAUUCUGGCCACAGCGGGAGCUCACAUGAACAUCCCAGUGGACCUGCGGACCCUGAGGGCCGUACGCGUGCUCAGACCCCUCAAACUGGUCUCUGGAAUCCCCAGCCUGCAGAUAGUCCUGAAAUCCAUCAUGAAAGCCAUGGUGCCGCUGCUCCAGAUCGGCCUGCUGCUCUUCUUUGCCAUUCUCAUGUUUGCCAUCAUCGGCCUGGAGUUCUACAGCGGAAAGCUCCACAACACCUGUCUGCCCAUGCCAAAUAUCCUGGAGAAUGAGACGGUGGACAAGUCGGAGUCAGAGUUCCCGUGUGGGGUGAGGAAGUGCCCUGACAAGUACGCCUGCAGUGAAACCUGGAUCGGCCCCAACGAUGGCAUCACCCAGUUUGACAACAUCCUGUUUGCUGUGCUCACCGUCUUCCAGUGCAUCACCAUGGAGGGCUGGACCACCGUGCUCUACAAUACCAACGAUGCCUUAGGCCCCACGUGGAACUGCAUGUACUUCAUCCCUCUGAUAAUCAUCGGCUCCUUCUUCGUGCUGAACCUGGUUUUGGGAGUUCUCUCAGGGGAGUUUGCCAAGGAGAGGGAGCGGGUGGAAAACCGCAGGGCAUUCAUGAAGCUCCGGAGGCAACAGCAAAUUGAGCGGGAACUCAAUGGCUACCGAGCCUGGAUCGACAGAGCAGAAGAGGUGAUGCUUGCGGAGGAGAAUAAGAAUUUAGGACCUUCCGCUCUUGAUGUGCUGAAGAGGACCACCAUCAAGAGGAGAGGGGUGGAUGCCGUCCAUCGGGGCCCAGAGGAGGAGCAGUACGGUGACAUCUCUUCUGUGGGCAUCCCGAUGACCAGAGCCAGCAUCAGGAGUGCUAAGAGAGGACCCACGGCUUAUUUCAAGCGGAAGGAGCGUCUGCUGCGUAUCUCUAUCCGCCGCAUGGUGAAGACACAUACCUUCUACUGGACCGUACUGGGCCUGGUGGCCCUCAACACACUCUGUGUGGCCAUCGUCCAUCACAACCAGCCCCACUGGCUGUCUGUGUUCCUCUACUAUGCAGAGUUUCUCUUCCUGGGUCUGUUUCUCACUGAGAUGUGUUUAAAGAUGUACAGCCUGGGUCCCAGACUCUACUUCCACUCCGCCUUCAACCGCUUCGACUGCGGCGUGAUAGUGGGCAGUAUCUUUGAGGUGAUGUGGGGGUUCUUCAGGCCUGACAUGUCCUUCGGCAUCAGUGUGCUGCGCGCUCUCCGUCUGCUGAGGAUAUUCAAGAUCACCAAGUACUGGGCGUCGCUGAGGAACCUGGUGGUAUCUCUGAUGAAUUCUAUGAAGUCCAUCAUCAGCCUCAUCUUCCUCCUCUUCCUCUUCAUCCUGGUCUUUGCUCUGCUGGGCAUGCAGCUAUUCGGUGGCAGGUUCAUCUUUGAAGACUACACUCCUACAAACUUUGACACAUUUCCUGCUGCCAUCAUGACUGUCUUUCAGAUCCUGACAGGAGAAGACUGGAAUGAGGUGAUGUACAAUGGGAUCCGCUCCCAGGGAGGAGUGAAGUCAGGAAUGUGGUCCUCCAUAUACUUCAUUGUGCUCACACUCUUUGGUAACUACACACUGCUGAAUGUCUUCUUGGCCAUUGCUGUGGACAAUCUGGCUAAUGCCCAGGAACUAACCAAGGACGAAGAGGACGAAGAGGCUGCUUUCAAUCAGAAACAUGCUCUCCAAAAAGCCAAGGAAGUUGGGGCCAUGUCUUCCCUGAUGUCAUCACACAGGAGGAGGAGACCUUACCUGUACAGGAAAAGAGCGAUACACAGGAGCCGGCCUGCCUACUCUCUGGAGGAGGCUGAGAGCCUCGCCGAGGGGCCCCCCUGCCCGCCACUGAAUUCCUCUAACUCUUUCAUGUCCAGGGGAGAGAGGAGAAGACGGAUGACCAUGUCUGUGUGGGAGCAGAGAACCAGCCAACUGCGCAGGCACCGGCAGAUGUCCAGCCGAGAGAUCCUCUUCAGCAGCCCCAGUGAGGAGCAGGAAGCGCCCCCUGGAUGCCCCCACAGCCUCAAAGCCACAGGCACAGGCAGCCUGAAGCUGGCUGACCCCACGGCUGACCCUACGGCCUCCACAGCUCAGCCCCCCAAGCCCAUGGACCAAACUCUAGAGGAGCCACCCCUGUCCAUGGGGGUCCUUGAGGCCCCCUUGUCCGUCCCUUUAGCAGAGCCACCCAUACCCAUCGACAGUCCCCUGCCUGACCCCCCCACGUCCACAGUUGUGUCCAUUCCGGAGCCCACUGAAUCUGAGCCAUGCCCAGAGGGCCAGCUUGAUGACACCGACCACUGCCACCCAGGUCUCAAUGGCCGCAGGAGCCCCAGGUUAAAUGGGGAGAGAAGGCAGAGAGCAGUGCGUAAGUUCCGCCCUCCUGCUGGUGACACCCUGACCCCUGACAUGGCAGCGAUGAGGCUCAGGAGGCCAAGGGGCACAGGGCACCAGGAAGCCCAGGUUGGGGCUAGAGGCCUGGACUCACCCCAGGGGGAAGGGAGCAGUCGCUCUGUCAGCAAGGAGAGAAAGACCCCAGAGGAACGACAGGACAAGGAGAGGAGAGCCUGUAACACGGGAGAGACCAGCCAGCCUUCUGAGACCAGAGAAGCUGAACACAGACAGGGUGACCCUAACCAGGCUGGGGGUCCUGAGCUGCAGAAGAGGGAGGAGGGUCCACAGUCAGAACCACCCCCCAUUCAGCCAUUUCAGGCUGCAGUACCGGAGCUCCCAGAGGGCCAGACAAGAGACAGUGAUACUGGUAACAACGCCACCACUCUGAUCCAGGAUAAGUCCCCCAUGAGCUCCAGUAUCUACAUAGAGGUGACCAAUGUUCAGUCUUCAUUAGAGCUCACCCCCAUCACAGGUAACAGUAAAGACAUGGAGGCGUCCAAGCCUGUGAAAGAAGAGGAGCAGUUGACCAGCCCAGCCAAUAUUGUCACGCCUGACAGCAUGUUCAUCUUCAAACCUGGAAACCCGAUCCGCCGGGCCUGUCACUAUGUGGUGAACCUGCGUUACUUUGAGACAUGCAUCCUGCUGGUGAUCGCUGCCAGCAGUAUCGCCCUGGCUGCAGAGGACCCCGUGUCAGCCACCUCUAACUGGAACAAAGUUUUGCGUUACUUUGACUACGUGUUCACAGGUGUCUUUACAUUUGAAAUGAUAAUAAAGAUGAUAGACCAGGGCUUGAUUCUCCAUGACGGCUCCUAUUUCCGGGACCUGUGGAACAUUCUAGACUUUAUUGUGGUGAUCGGAGCUCUGGUGGCCUUCGCCCUCACAAAUAAUAAAGGACGGGACAUCAAAACCAUCAAGUCUCUUCGGGUCCUGCGUGUCCUGAGGCCCCUGAAGACCAUCAAGAGACUACCGAAACUUAAGGCAGUGUUUGACUGUGUGGUGACCUCUCUGAAGAACGUCUUCAACAUCCUCAUCGUCUACAAGCUCUUCAUGUUCAUCUUCGCCGUCAUCGCUGUGCAGCUGUUCAAAGGGAAGUUUUUCUACUGCACAGACGGAUCCAAAGACACAGAGAAGGACUGCCAAGGCUUCUACAUUGACUAUGAGAAGGAUAAAAAGGAAGUGAAGAGAAGGGAUUGGAGGAGACAUGACUUCCACUAUGACAACAUAGUCUGGGCCCUACUCACUCUGUUUACUGUCUCCACUGGGGAGGGCUGGCCACAGGUCCUGCAGCACUCUGUGGACGUGACAGAAGAGGACAGAGGUCCCAGCAGGGGCAACAGGAUGGAGAUGUCCAUAUUCUAUGUCAUCUACUUUGUGGUCUUUCCCUUCUUCUUCGUCAACAUCUUUGUGGCUCUCAUCAUUAUCACCUUCCAGGAGCAGGGAGACAAGAUGAUGGAGGAAUGCAGCUUGGAGAAGAAUGAGAGGGCUUGCAUUGACUUUGCCAUAAGUGCCAAACCCCUGACCCGCUACAUGCCUCAGAACAGGCAGACGUUCCAGUACCGCCUCUGGCACUUUGUGGUCUCCCCCUCCUUCGAAUACACUGUGCUGGCCAUGAUUGCACUCAACACCAUUGUCCUGAUGAUGAAGUAUUACUCUGCCCCACCAGCAUAUGAGGCUGUGCUGAAACACCUGAACACAGCUUUCACUGUGCUCUUCUCUGUGGAGUGUGUCCUCAAGAUCAUGGCCUUUGGCUUUCUGAACUACUUUCGAGACACUUGGAAUAUAUUCGACUUCAUCACAGUUUUGGGAAGCAUCACAGAAAUAGUGGUAGACUUGCAGUCAAUUGAGACCUUCAACAUGGGUUUCCUGAAGCUGUUCCGUGCAGCCAGACUGAUCAAGCUGUUGAGGCAGGGUUACACCAUCCGCAUCCUGCUCUGGACCUUUGUCCAGUCCUUUAAGGCUCUCCCCUACGUUUGUCUGCUCAUUGCCAUGCUCUUUUUCAUAUAUGCAAUCAUCGGAAUGCAGGUUUUUGGAAACAUCAGACUGGAUGAGGAGACUCACAUCAACCAACACAACAACUUCAAGACCUUUUUUGGUGCUCUGAUGUUGCUAUUCAGGAGUGCCACGGGGGAGUCGUGGCAGGAGAUCAUGCUGUCAUGUUUAGGGGGGCAGAAGUGUGAGCCAGACCCCUUAGCUUUAACAUCAGACCACGAGGAGCGCUGUGGAACUGAGUUUGCCUACUUCUACUUUGUCUCCUUCAUCUUCUUCAGUUCAUUUCUGAUGCUGAAUCUGUUUGUGGCUGUAAUCAUGGACAACUUUGAGUACCUCACCCGGGAUUCCUCAAUAUUGGGGCCUCACCACCUGGAUGAGUUUGUUCGUAUCUGGGGUGAAUAUGACCGAGCUGCUUGCGGGCGUAUUCAUUACACUGACAUGUAUGAAAUGCUGACCCUCAUGUCGCCACCUCUAGGCCUCGGCAAGAAAUGUCCAUCCAAAGUGGCUUAUAAGAGGCUGGUGCUAAUGAACAUGCCUGUGGAUGAAGAGAUGUCGGUUCACUUCACCUCCACCCUCAUGGCCCUGAUCCGAACCGCCCUCGAGGUGAAGAUAGCCAGAGGAGGGGAGGACCGAGGUCAGAUGGAUUCAGAUCUACAGAAGGAGAUAAGUGUCAUUUGGUCACACCUUUCACAGAAGACCCUGGACCUGCUCGUCCCCAUCCACAAAGCCAGUCAUAUGACCAUUGGGAAGAUCUAUGCAGCCAUGAUGAUCAUGGACUACUACAAGCAGAGCAAAGCCAAGAAGCUCAGGCAACAGCUGGAGGAGCAGAAACACGCUCCCAUGUUCCAGCGUAUGGAUGCGUCCUCUCUGCCUCAAGAGAUCCUCUGCAGUGCCAAAGCCCUCCCUUUCCUGCCCCACAGCCCUGGAUCUGCCCUGACCAGAGGAGGAUUUGUGGCCUUGAGUCCCAUAUCUCCUCAGGAGAUGUUCAUGCAGCCAAUGUCCCAGGACCUAGAGGACAGAGAGGAGGACUACCACAACUAUCACCACCACCACCUGCUCCACCACCAGCUCCACACACUGGUUCCGGAGCGCAAAGAGUUUAACCGCAACCUUUGCCCCACUAACAGGCAGGAUGCCCCACUCAGGGUGCCCGGGCGGGCAGUCUCUAUCCGAGCCUCCUCUAUGCCUCGGCUGGCUGUAGACACACAGGUGGGGACAGACAGCAGCAAAUCGAUGAAGCGCUCCUUCUCCACUAUUGGGGAUCAAUGUGUGAAUGGCCUGUGGCAGGAGGAGUACUCUCUGAAGAGGGUCAGUCCUGACCGUCUGAAUAGACCACGACAGAGGAGCAUCAGAGGAAUCAGGUGCAACAUCAGGGAACCAGUGGAUCAUGAGCGGGGGCGCUCCAAAGAGAGGCGUCACCUGCUGUCUCCCGAUGUGUCCCGCUGCAACUCUGAGGAGCGGAGCCAGGACCCGUCACAAGAACGCAAGCAGUCCCGUUCCCCCAGUGAGGGACGCACACAUGCCCUCCACAGACAGGGCAACACUUCAGGCAGCCCAGACCUGUCCAGCAUACCUCGCGGCCGGCGCCAGCUCCCCCAGACGCCCUUGAGGCCACGCCCUCACAUCUCCUACUCCCCCCUGGUGUGCCGAGCCCACCUCUCCCCCCCUGCUGCCAGUGAGGGCAGAGCCCGGACCCAGGAGGCCCCCGGAGAGACGGAGGAUCCCUCGUUGCGGGAGGAGGGGGAAAGGCUAGCCCCAGAGUCAGGAGCGGGGGUGGGAAUAGGGGUGGGUGGCCCAGGGUUAGGGGUCAGUCACCCGCACCCCUCACCUCACCGGUACAUCUCGGAGCCGUACCUGACCCUGCACGAAGAGUUACACAGCCCAGACUCCUCAGGCCUGGAUGAGACUCUGACCUUCGAGGCGGCCAUUGCAACCAGUCUGGGCCGGGCCAACACCAUCAGCUCUGCCCCCCAGCUCAGACACAACUGGCAGGUCCCCAACGGACACUUCCAUAAACGCCUGGGUCAGGCCAGCUCUGUGGUUGCCUGCGAGCUCUUGAGUGACACGGACGAGGAUGACCGCUGUUAGGGCCGGGACUUGUAGAAGAAGAGCAGGAAAAUGGACAGCAAAACUGGGUAUCAGAAAGACAGGGGUCCUCAGUUUGAAGCACACUGUCAGGUCGUGUACUGAGUGUGCAUCUGUACGUGUGUGUAUCUGCACUCUUAGAAAAAAGGGUUCCAAAUGAGUUCUUCAGCUGGCUCCCGAGUAACGCAGCAGCCUAAGGCAUUGCAUCUCAGUGCUAGAGGCAUCACUACAGACCUUUGUUUGAUCCUGGUUUGAACCCGAGCUGUAUCACAGCCGGCCGUGAUCGGGAGUCCCAUAGGGCGGCGCACAAUUGGCCCAGCGCCGUCCCGGAGGAUUUGGCCGGGGUAAGCUGUCAUUGUAAAUAAGAAUUUGUUCUUUACUGACUUGCCUAGUUAAAUAAAGGUUCAAUAGGAUCACCCUUUUUAGUUCCAGGGGGGAACCCUUUUGGGUUCCAGGUAGAAUCCUUUUGGGUUCCAUGUAAAACCCUCUGUGGAAAGGGUUCUACAUGGAACCCAAAAGCAUUCUACCUGGAACCAAAAAGGGUUCUUUAAAGGUUCUAGAAAGCACCUUCUUUUCUAAGAGUGUGUGUUUGUAGGAGUGCAAUAUGUUUGUCAAAUCAACAAGACAAGGAAGAUAUGGGGACUGCUGGCAUACAGUGCAAACGUUCACCAGUUGCAUUUUGAUUAAUAACAAAGUUGAAUAACUCAAGAUGUAAAGAAUGUUUCCUCACUUCUUAGACCUAUGAAACAGAGUACGUAUGUGUUCAGUACAGUGUGUAGCAGAAAAAUAGUAUGUGGCACUGAAGUAUCAGGAAUGUAUUGAAAUUGUGCUCUUUUCCUCCUGUAAGAUCAGAAGUUCUCAGUUAUUCGAUCUUUAUUGAUCAUGACACAGUGGUAGGUGUGUAGGGAUCUGAAGCAGACAUUGGUUGUCACAGACACUGUUUUAAAACAACUCUCCUCUCUCAUUUCACACUACAUCAAUGGGGUAUUUCUCAGGCAGUGACGUGAAUGGUUCCGUGUCAGUCAGCCAAUGGGGAAGAAGGUGUCACAACAGAAAUGACCGUAUGCACCAGUUAACUCACCGAUCGUGAGCUCUCACCUGAGAACAAAAAAGGUUGUUGAACAAAGUGAGAGGAAAGGCCUUUCCAUUUGUUGUAAUGUUCUCUCCAGUAGAUAUGACGAUCUAGACGAGACAAGGACCUGACCUUUCCCUGAUAGAUGCUGUACAUUUCCAGAGCUCUGGUGCUUUGAUCCCUCUAAAGUCAGGUGUUCCAGCGUCAUUUCAUGUCAAUGCUCUAGUUGUCAUUUUCAGCCUAAAUAUGUUGGGUACUUCAGUGUGUCUCUGGACAGAGGACCCUCUUCCCUGCUUUUGUCUGUCACUGUCACCUCACUGGAUUACGCAUGAUGUCCACUGUGAGGCCCUGGAUGAGGUCCAGCCCUGAACUAUAGACCCUCACUGGACAGCAGAAAAACUGGCCUCUUGUACAGAACAAUAUAGAAACAACAGACAUAGCAUGUCCAUGUGCUGGAUACUACUGAAAAAUAUAGUCUACAAAGCCAUUUGUCCUGUAAAUAGAAUCAAGUGUCUUGAGGAUGUGUUGCCUUUUAUGUCAUUAUGAAUACUAUCUGUCCUUUGAUGCAAAUUAUUUCAAUAUGGAUGUGUUUAUGGAUGAUUCCUAACUAUGAUUUAUUUGUAAGUUAACUCCCAUGGUACUCUGAAAGCUGACUGAGUCGAUUUUUGCCAACAGGUUUUACAGUGCUGUAUAAAAAGAGAGUUUUCCCUGAUACAGCUCUUUGUUGUAGCAACAUGAUCGUGAUGGUGAUGAUGACGGUUAUGGUGAUAGUGAUGAUGAUGGUUGUGGUGAUAGUGAUGAUGAUGGUGAUGAUGGUUAUGGUUAUAGAGAUAAAAUGUGCCUGCCUGUGAGUAGGGCGACUCAGAGCAGUUGAUGGAUCCAUGUGCACUCAGUGGUGUUCUCUCUCUCAUCAGACCCCAACAGAAUGAUGUUUACAUUUUGAACAGUGAUUGUCGCCAAAAAGAGAGCUUAUAUUAUAUCAUGUGCUGUGUUGUAAUUUGUUUUGUUGACAUGUUUCUGAAAUGUGAACAGGACGUAUUUGGUCCGAUGUUCUGCUGGCCUAUAUGGGCCCACUGCUGUGUGAAACAUGAUGAGUUUUAUGUUGCUUCUGAAUUUCUGGUAUAGAAAAGCGUUCUGGUAUAUAUGUAGUAUAUAUAAAUAAAUACAUGUCUA
Molecule: messenger RNA, 9953 nt
Organism: Oncorhynchus keta (chum salmon)
Lineage: Eukaryota; Metazoa; Chordata; Actinopteri; Salmoniformes; Salmonidae
Product: voltage-dependent R-type calcium channel subunit alpha-1E
Exons: 46
Coding region: 734-7711 (2325 amino acids)
Biological process (GO): calcium ion import across plasma membrane; chemical synaptic transmission
Cellular component (GO): membrane; voltage-gated calcium channel complex; neuronal cell body
Molecular function (GO): high voltage-gated calcium channel activity
Source: RefSeq, a predicted model, not a curated record